This is a messenger RNA of Cicer arietinum (chickpea), 1361 nucleotides long. Its product is annotated as exocyst complex component EXO70B1-like. NCBI's taxonomy places the organism in Eukaryota, Viridiplantae, Streptophyta, Magnoliopsida, Fabales, Fabaceae. Gene Ontology annotation, molecular function: phosphatidylinositol-4,5-bisphosphate binding. The record is from RefSeq and is a predicted model, not a curated record. Gene Ontology annotation, biological process: exocytosis. Gene Ontology annotation, cellular component: exocyst.
AAACUAGUUGAUUAUAAAAGGGCCCUAGUUAAGAUGAAUGAGAAGCUUAAUCGAGUAAUUUGGAAGCAGUUUAUGACUAUAAGACAAGAAGUGUUACCUCACUCCAAGUCCAACAUCAUGGAGAUAGAUGAUAUUAUAGACAACCUACACAAAACUGUGAAGAACAUGGUGGAAGAUGGGUUUCAAACUGAAUGUUGCAAAGUGUACAACAUUUUUCGAAGCAGAUUCAUCAACAAGUGUCUAUGUAAACUUGGAUUGCAAGAGGUUAACUUGUGUGAUGUUGAGAAUGAGAAUAUUGAGAAUUUGAUUAGUGAUUUCAACAUUGCUCUAAGGAUACUUCUUCCCAAUGAGAGAAGGGUAUGGAAUCACAUAUUUUCUAUGUAUUCUUUUGAGUAUAGCAUUUUUUCAUCAUUAGAGUGGAGGAGAAUUGAAAUUGAAUUGUGGGCCAAAUUUAUGGUGUUGGAGACUCGUAUUCAUGGCAAUUCUUCUCAUGAAUUUGUUCAUGAUUCAGGGGUUCAUCCACUUACUCGUGAAGAAAUGAAAUGCAUUAAGGAUGUUUGUGAAGAUCAUAGGGAUGUUGUGGCUCAUUUCCAAAUCCUUGAGAUGAUACAAUUAUUAGAAAGUAAUUUGGAUGCAAAAUCCAAAAUCAACAAAAACUCUGCUUUAGGAUAUCUUUUCAUGUUGAAUAAUAAUAGAUACAUACAAUUGGAGGCAAAAUAUGGUCCCUUGCUAAAUCUAUUGGGCAAAGAGUGGACUCAAAUACAAACUUCAAAAGUUAGAAGAAACAUUAAACAUUACAUAAAAUGCUCAUGGAAUAAGGUUCUGAACUUAUUGGAGAAUGAUGAGUCAAUGACUACUAAUGUUGCUAUUGAAUCAAUGAGAUUGUUCCAUAUAAACUUUUCAGAUAUAUGCAAAGCUCAGUCUAUAUGUUUUGUUAUCGAUGAGAGGCUAAGGAAAACAAUGCGAAAGUACUUGAAAAAGAUGUUGCUGCCACUAUAUGAAAACUUCAUUAGGAGAUUUCAGGAUGUUGUUGGUAAGGAUGUUGCUGAUCAGUAUAUUAAAUAUGGAAUGUCAGACAUUGAAGAUCGAAUCAACCAUUUAUUUCUUGAAAUGAAGGAGACAACACCUGUCACCGGCCACCAUAGCUAUGAGCCUAACAUCGUAUAGCCAUUUCUAAAUCAUAGUUUCCAAACCUCCAACUACUUUUGUGACAUCUUUUGAUCAUGUUUUCUUGUUUUGUUUUGGAUCCUCUGUUUUUACGGUAAUGUUUAGGAUAUUAAAGUUGUAUAUCAUACUCAAAUUAGCUUUUCACCAUUGAUAUAAUAGUAAAAUAUUCGAUGGUCCAGAUUAUUCACGGGAUA